Messenger RNA from Talaromyces proteolyticus, 1353 nucleotides. RefSeq lists its product as uncharacterized. Bases 1 to 1353 code for a protein of 450 amino acids. The transcript has a single exon. The record is from RefSeq and is a predicted model, not a curated record. Lineage: Eukaryota; Fungi; Ascomycota; Eurotiomycetes; Eurotiales; Trichocomaceae.
AUGUCCCUCUCCACACUCAGACCACCCCAAACACAUGGUGAUGAUGACCACGAUAUCCUCACACCAUGCUUCCAACACCAAACCUUCUUCGACCACGCCUUCACGCACUACAUGACCUUCCGCCAGCCCCUCCGCUUCUGGUACGGCCAUCCCCUACGGCGUAUCAUCAAAGGCAACCCAGCCUACGCCACCAAACUCUCCUCCUACCCCAUCACUGAACUCUUCAAAUUCCACCAGUCCCUGCAGCUCCGUCUAAUGAACUACUUCCCUGAACGGCUCUACUUCGAAACUCACCCUCGUCUCCUCCAGCCCCUGAUCCGCGCUGAAAAAAUGCCUGGGCUAGUGAAAACCGCCUUUCAGGGCCGAGACCGGUUUCUCAGCGUGAUGACGGCGUAUAUCGAUCUUGUCAAGGACGGGGCUACGGAUGUGCAGCUCAUCAUGGUGCGUCCGUUUCCGCGGGAUAUGCUUGAGGAUCAGGAUUGGAAGGCGUGUAUAGCGCCGCAUUGCCGGAUCUUCUAUCUGGAAGUCCAGCAGACCCUAUUCCUGCGCAUCUCCACGGAGACGCGCUACGCUGAGUCCUUCCCGACCUGUCAAUUGCGAUAUGACGACUCUGGCGAUGGCGUCGAGGGCCACGCGCUGUCGAGGAUUACGUACGGUCUCAAGAAACAUCUCGCGGCUAUGAAUAUCCUUGAAUACGAGAUUCUGUCAUUGCAAACCCGCCGCUCGCAGGGUAUUCCCUCCUACCCUGAAGAACAGGAACACCUCGCCUCGUCACACUCCUGCGAGCGAAUGUUCAUCUCCCUUUGCACCACCAACCUCGACGGCGACCUCGACGAAAAUGGCAACCCCUGGCCAUCGCUAGUCAUCGAAACAGGCCCAGCCUUUGACAACACCGCCUCCCGUUCCCUGCUACACUACGCUGUAGACUGGUGGUUCACGCAAAGCCGCGGCUUGACGCGAAUCGUGCUCCUGCUCUUCUUCAACUACCUGGAGACCGAGACCGUCGUCGAGAAAUGGGUGCGCAGCAAACAGCCGCCGUUCAGGAAGCGUCUAGCGCAGACGAUUAUUAUUAGCGUGCAUGAUUGUCUCCCGCACGAGACGCUGGCGUCGACGUGCGAAAUCGAGGUGUCCGGGGAACGAUUGGUGUUGGGUAUAGAAGCGCUGCUUGGACGGCCGAAAGGGGCGGGGGAGGAGGAUGUGGUCUUCGAUAAGGGGUUUUUGGCUGGUCUAGCGAAUGGGUUUUUGCUUGUGUGGCCGAAUAUUGGGCCGAAGAGGUAUGAGGCGCUGCAUCCGAAGCCGAUGCCGGGGGAAAGACAGGUAGAGUCUAUUCGGAUGGCUGUUGAGAGGCAAUGA